CAGAGUGUGUGUGGCUGUGAGCGCACCGCAGUCGGGUGCGACUCUCAGUGGAGUAUUUAUAGUGGCAGCCGCCACCUCAGGACUAACCUGAGAACCUGACGCGCCUCUCUUCAGUUUUGCUCGGACCCUCUCCCUCUCUCUCUCUUCUUUUUCUCUCUCUCUCUCCCUCUCUUUUUCACUCUUUCUCGGACGCGUCUUUUGAAAACAUCCUCAGAGGAUCGCUUUCCAUCUCCGGCUUUCACUCCGUGCCGGGGAGCUCCGAGCGCUUGACUCCCCUUGGCCAGCAUCGGGAUCAAAGACUGCUGCAUGCACACGUGUGUGUGGGUGUGGGUGCGUUUGUUUUACUCUGGGAAGGGAGCUACAGAACUCCAUCUCCGCCAGAGAGAGUGGAAGCGGACAAAAUUAGCAUUUUCACCUUGUGCAGUUUCUUGCCGGAGGAACACUGUUUAGCUCCGUCGCCAACGCUACCGGCACCCCCUCCGCCGGGAUGCAGGUGUCCUUUGUGUGCUCGGACCACCGGUCCAUGAGCAGAAGCACCGACGACCGGCUCAGCCGCCAGCAGAACGCCAACAGCCCCAGUGGCCCACGCAGCAAGUUCCGUGCCGUCGCCAUGGUGGCGCGUAGCCUCGGACAGCUGUCCGUCCAGAGCGCACCAUCGUGCAGUGAGCAGAGCAUAAGGACUGGCAUGAAGUAUAGAAACCUGGGGAAGUCUGGGCUGAGAGUGUCAUGCCUUGGGCUGGGAACAUGGGUCACAUUCGGAGGACAGAUCACAGAUGAGAUGGCGGAGCAGCUGAUGACGCUGGCCUAUGAGAACGGGAUCAAUCUGUUCGACACGGCGGAGGUCUACGCUGCAGGAAAGGCGGAGGUUGUCCUUGGUAACAUCAUUAAGAAGAAAGGAUGGAGGCGAUCCAGUUUAGUGAUCACAACUAAAAUAUUCUGGGGUGGAAAGGCAGAAACUGAAAGAGGCUUAUCCAGAAAACAUAUAAUAGAAGGUUUAAAAGCAUCAUUGGAGAGAUUGCAGUUAGAAUAUGUGGAUGUGGUGUUUGCAAAUAGGCCAGAUCCCAACACACCCAUGGAAGAAACGGUGCGGGCGAUGACCCAUGUGAUCAAUCAGGGGAUGGCGAUGUACUGGGGCACCUCACGCUGGAGUCCUAUGGAGAUUAUGGAGGCGUACUCGGUGGCGCGGCAGUUCAACCAGAUCCCGCCCAUCUGUGAGCAGGCCGAGUACCACAUGUUCCAGAGGGAGAAAGUGGAGGUGCAGCUGCCCGAGCUCUUUCACAAAAUAGGUGUGGGGGCGAUGACCUGGUCCCCUCUGGCGUGCGGGAUCAUCUCAGGGAAAUACGACAGCGGGGUGCCCCCCUACUCCCGCGCCUCUCUCAAGGGCUACCAGUGGCUGAAGGACAAGAUCUUGAGCGAGGAGGGCCGGCGCCAGCAGGCGAAGCUGAAAGAGCUGCAGGCCAUCGCCGAGCGGCUGGGCUGCACCCUGCCGCAGCUCGCCAUUGCGUGGUGCCUAAGGAAUGAAGGCGUGAGCUCCGUGCUGUUAGGGGCUUCCAACACCGACCAGCUCAUGGAGAACAUAGGAGCAAUACAGGUUCUUCCAAAGUUGUCCUCCUCCAUCACGCACGAGGUGGACAGCAUCCUUGGGAACAAGCCCUACAGUAAAAAGGACUACCGCUCCUAAAUGCCACUCUGGACACCUGGCUACUGGGCUGCAAUGCCCC
Messenger RNA from Alosa alosa (allis shad), 1721 nucleotides. It is a transcript of the gene kcnab2a, whose product is annotated as potassium voltage-gated channel subfamily A regulatory beta subunit 2a. Lineage: Eukaryota; Metazoa; Chordata; Actinopteri; Clupeiformes; Clupeidae. The coding region runs from base 488 to 1681 and encodes 397 amino acids. The record is from RefSeq and is a predicted model, not a curated record. Gene Ontology annotation, cellular component: voltage-gated potassium channel complex; juxtaparanode region of axon; extrinsic component of cytoplasmic side of plasma membrane. Gene Ontology annotation, molecular function: potassium channel regulator activity; voltage-gated potassium channel activity; transmembrane transporter binding. Gene Ontology annotation, biological process: potassium ion transport; regulation of potassium ion transmembrane transport; transmembrane transport. The transcript is spliced from 14 exons.